AUGUUUGGACCGCUUGCCAAUCUUGACGUAGUGAAGGCAGCUAACCUCACCUAUCAGACAAUGUUCGAAGAAUUACCGAUAGUUAUAAAGAGCAGUCAUCUUGUCAAUGUUAUGAUGGCUGAGUUGUCGUUAGCUCCGACUAGAAUUGCUGAUAGGUUUUCAACACAUCUCGAACUGGGAUCUCGGAGAGCAAUGAUGGCUAACAUAGAUGAGCUCAACAAGUCAAUAUCGGCAUAUGGGAAGUACGUAAACGACAAGCAAAAGCAUGAUAAUAUGAUCUACAACCUAACUCAGAAGCGG
Molecule: messenger RNA, 300 nt
Organism: Ostertagia ostertagi
Lineage: Eukaryota; Metazoa; Nematoda; Chromadorea; Rhabditida; Trichostrongylidae
Source: the annotation of a GenBank genome assembly